CACGUGCCGCUGUUUGGCGCUUUUGUGCGCGCCCGGGUCUGUGGGUGCUCAGAGUGUGGCCAGGCGGCUCGGACCGAGCAGGGUUUUCCUUGCUAGUGGAUUGUGUAGAAUACACUGCCAGUCUCUUGUCUUCUGUUCACCAUGGCUUCUUCUGAUAUCCAGGUGAAGGAACUGGAGAAGCGUGCCUCAGGCCAGGCUUUUGAGCUGAUUCUCAGCCCUCGAUCAAAAGAAUCUGUCCCAGAAUUCCCCCUUUCCCCUCCAAAGAAGAAGGAUCUUUCCCUGGAGGAAAUUCAGAAGAAACUAGAAGCUGCAGAAGAAAGACGCAAGUCCCAUGAAGCUGAGGUCUUGAAGCAGCUUGCUGAGAAACGAGAGCAUGAGAAGGAAGUGCUUCAAAAAGCGAUAGAGGAGAACAACAACUUCAGUAAAAUGGCAGAAGAGAAGCUGACCCACAAAAUGGAAGCCAACAAAGAGAACCGAGAGGCGCAAAUGGCUGCCAAACUGGAGCGUUUGCGAGAGAAGGACAAGCACAUUGAAGAAGUGCGGAAGAACAAAGAAUCCAAAGAUCCUGCUGAUGAGACUGAAGCUGACUAAUUUGUUCUGAGAACUGACUUUCUCCCCCUCCCCUUCCUAAAUAUCCAAAGACUGUACUGGCCAGUGUCAUUUUAUUUUUGCCCUCCUGACAAAUAUUCUAGAAGCUGAUGUAGGACUGUAAAGGUAGAUCCAGACUGUAUGAUGUUGUUUUAGGGGCUAAAGGGGAGAAACUAAAAGUGUUUUACUCUUUUUCUAAAGUGUUGAAGUCUUUCUAAUGUAGCUAUUUUUCUUGUUGCAUCUUUUCUACUUCAGUACACUUGGUGUGCUGGGUUAAUGGCUAGUACUGUAUUGGCUCUGUGAAAACAUGUUUUGUGAAAAGAGUAUGUAGUGGCUUCUUUCAAACUGUUAGAUGCUGAAUAUCUGUUCACUUUUAAAUCCCAAUUCUGUCCCGAUCUUAACAGAUGCUACUGUACUUGAAUGGUUAAUAAAACUGCACAGUGCUGUUGGUGGCAGUGA
Molecule: messenger RNA, 1047 nt
Organism: Eubalaena glacialis (North Atlantic right whale)
Lineage: Eukaryota; Metazoa; Chordata; Mammalia; Artiodactyla; Balaenidae
Gene: STMN1
Product: stathmin 1
Exons: 5
Coding region: 142-591 (149 amino acids)
Biological process (GO): microtubule depolymerization; regulation of microtubule polymerization or depolymerization; neuron projection development
Cellular component (GO): neuron projection; cytoplasm
Molecular function (GO): tubulin binding
Source: RefSeq, a predicted model, not a curated record